AUGGAGAAGGAUUUUAAUGGGAGGAGUGCUAAGAGCCAAAUGAAGUUGGCAAACGGGAUGGUAGAAAAUAUAGAAUCAAAAUUAAAGAACCAGUUGGAUAACAAUAACUUGAUUAAUAAAAAUGAUAACCAUGAAGAUGUGAUGUGUUCUAAUGUAAAAUUAUCAGUACAUGAUGAUGAGUAUGAUAUAAAGAAUAUUAAAAAGGAUGUAUGUAAUUUGAGCAAGAUAAGUGAAGAAAGAUUGAGUAAUAAUAUGUUGUUGAAAGGGAAUGGUCAAGUUAUAAAAAAUCCAGAAAUAGACACCAAAACAGCUAGACAACAAUAUAAGAAAAGAUUAAAUUCUACACAAUCAACUAUGAAUAUUGAAGGAAAUAUUGGUAAUGAAAAGGAUAACAUUGUUGAAUAUGACGAUGAUGAAUUAAUACGAGAUAUGAAUUAUGAAAUGUCUAUACUAAAAUAUAAAAGAAAUAAUAAUAACAAUAAUAAUAGUAAUAGUAAUAAUAAUAAUAAUAAUAAUAAUAAUAAUGUGGAUAAUAUAAGAGGAAAUAUAAAUGAAGAAUGUUAUGAUGAAUCGUAUUGUAUAUCAAACAAUUUAGAUGAACUAACUACAAAUGGAAAUAAUUUAAGUUUCUAUAAUAAAUUAAGAAUGUGUUUUAAUUAUUUUGGCCCUGGUUGGAUUGUAGCUAUUGCAUAUUUAGACCCAGGAAAUUUGUGUAGUAAUUUAAAUGUUGGUUUAAUAAGAUCACCAGAUCCUACUUUAGAAAAAGAUUAUUCUGGUUAUUAUUUAUUAUGGAUUAUGGUAUAUGGACAUAUGUUAGGUUUUGUAUUUCAAGUGUUAUCUAUGAGACUUGGACAUGUGACCGGACUUGAUUUAGCUUCUUUGUGUUCAAAAGAAUUUGAUAGAACAACGUCUACUAUUAUUUAUGUAUUAGUUCAGAUAGCUAUUUGGGGUGCACAUAUUCAAGCAAUAAUAGGUACUUUUAUAGCUUUGAAUUUAAUAUUUGGCAUAUCAGUGAAAGUAGCUUUAUUUUACACUUUAUUUGAGGCUAUAGUAUAUAGUUUUUUAGAAAACAAAAGUUUAGGUUUAUUAGAGAAUGUGUUAAGUUUUCUGGUUGGUAUAUUAGCUGUUUCUUUUAUUGUUAAUGUUUUCAUGACACCAAUAAAUUUUAAAGAGUUAGCUGUUAGUAUACUUUUUCCUCGUAUACCAAAAGGUAAAGAAAUUGAUGCUUUAGCAUUAUUAGGUAGUAUUAUAUCAGCUCAUAUCUUUUAUUUACAUACUAAUCUGACAUCCAAAAAAAAGUCAGUGAUUUGUAAUGAUUUAAGUUUAAGAAGAUAUAAUACGUUAGGUACCAUAGAAUCAGGAGGUUCCCUUUUUUUAUCAUGCCUAACAAAUUGUAUUAUUGUAUUGACAUUUGCUGAAGUUAAUUUACAAUCUUUUGAAAGAAGAGAUCAAUAUAAUUUAUUUACAGCAUAUGAAGUAAUGAGGAAAUCAUUUGGAAAAAUAUCAAUGUAUAUAUGGUCUUUUGGAUUAUUAAGUAGUGGAAAUAAUUCUAGUUUUAUGUGUGAGUAUGCUUCAAAAUCUGUUGUAGAAGGAUUUUUAAAUAAAAAAAUUAAUACAUUUGUAAGAGUAUAUAGUUUCAGAUUUUUAUUAUUUUCAUUAUUAUAUAUGUUUCUCACAUUAAAUAAAUAUACACUUGACCAACUGACAAAUUUUAUAAAUGUUGUACAAGUACUUUUAUUACCUAUGGCUACCAUACCUUUAUAUAGAUUUAGUAUUCAUGAAAAUGUAUUGGGAGAAUAUCGCUUAAAAAGGUUCCCCAAAUAUGCAAUCUUUCUUAUAAUUAUUGCUAUAAUUGUUUCUAAUGUACUCUUAACCUUUCUUGAUUUUAUACAUAAAGAAACCAGUUUAACUACCAUAAUUUUUAUAGUUACUUUUUCAUUUAUUUAUUUUGGUUUUAUUAUAUAUUUUUUUAAUAUACCAAUUAAAAAAAAUUACAUUGAACGAAAUUAA
This is a messenger RNA of Plasmodium gaboni, 2010 nucleotides long. RefSeq names its product putative transporter. NCBI's taxonomy places the organism in Eukaryota, Apicomplexa, Aconoidasida, Haemosporida, Plasmodiidae. Gene Ontology annotation, molecular function: cadmium ion transmembrane transporter activity; manganese ion transmembrane transporter activity. Gene Ontology annotation, biological process: metal ion transport. The transcript has a single exon. The record is from RefSeq and is a predicted model, not a curated record. Bases 1 to 2010 code for a protein of 669 amino acids. Gene Ontology annotation, cellular component: membrane.